AUGGAAAAAAUGCAGAUUUAUUCGAAGACAUGGAAUUUUCCAAAUUGUGUUGGUGCUAUAGAUGGGAAACAUGUAGUGAUAAUGGCUCUUAUAAAUAGUGGUAGUGAAUAUAUAAAUUACAAGGGAACAUUUAGUAUAGUACUAAUGGCUUUGUGUGAUGCGGAUUACAAUGUAAUAUACAGUAAUAUUGGCUCACAAGGACGAAUAUCAGAUGGAGGUGUAUUCAAUAAUUGUUCUUUGUAUGAGGCGUUGGAAAAUAAGACCUUAAAUCUACCUUCGGACAAACCAUUGCCAAUGAGAGCAAAGCCUGUGCCCUAUGUUAUUGUUGGCGACAACGCAUUCCCUUUAAAAGAUUACCUAAUGGUUCCAGAUGGUGGAAAUCAUGACAAUAACACACCAGAGCGUAUAUUCAACUAUAGACUAUCUAGAGCCCGCAGAAUAAUUGAAAAUGUAUUUGGAAUUAUGUCUGCAGUAUUUCGAGUUUUACGAAAACCCAUUUUAUUAAAUCAAGAUAAAGCUCGAUUGAUUACGGAAUGCUGUGUAUUGCUACAUAAUUUUCUAAGAAGCAGAAACUCGAGAAAUAUGUACACACCUCCGGGUACAUUUGAUAGAGAAGAAAAUGGAACAAUUGUCACUGGUUCUUGGAGGAAUGAAACAACCACAAACAUCACUUCUGUCACUACAAAGAAGGGGCAGAAGAACAUGCUCAGACGUGAAGAAAAUUCGCGACGAAUUUUCUGAAUAUUUCGUUACAAACGGCAAAUUUCCGUGGCAGGACAAGUACCAAUAAUGAUAUAGAAAUUAUAAUUUAGAAAGAAGUAGCAAUAAUUUUUUUUUUAAAUACAUGUACUUACCAUUGUGUCUGUUACUCCAUGCGGUGUAUAAACAUCUUUCAUAAAUUUAUUGAGCGCUUCAAAAGCAAACCAAACUGGUUUGUAAACAUCGCUUGUUCCGGAUCCUGACUUUAUACUAUUCUUUACUUUCCGACAACACUUUGCAACAAAUGUUCAUACUUCUUUGUAAUUUCUUCGGGAGUCACUCCAAACUUUUUUCCCAACGAUUUAAAGGCAUCACUUUUUUUAUUUCUAUUUUUUUUGUCUUUGUCUUUCGGGUCCCACAAAUGACGUCGGUGUUCGAUUUCAUAAAUUAAAUCCAGCACAAGUUCAUCAGACCACUGGAAUUCUCUGGCCAUUGCUUUUAAUUAUUAAACCACAUGUAAACAUAACCUAUAAUACACAAUAAUAAUACAGAAAUACACCCUCGUGAUCAUGGCCUUGGGCACACGAAUUAACGCGCAUCGUCUGUAGCGGCUCCCUGAACGUCAACGAGUCAGCAGUUCGUGGUGAUUCGCAGCCUUUGAUUUCGUCGAUGUACCGCUCUCAAGAGCGAAUCACUGCGAACCCUUGCGAACUCGGUUCAGGAAUCGAUUUUUAACGAACCAAAUCCCUACACACGAUGCGCGAAUUAACGAAUCGCGCAUAACGAAUCACGAACUGCGCAUCAUCUGUAGCGAGCAUUACUAUGCACACGCGAAUCAUGUUGUUUACGAAUCGAUUUUUAACGAACAAGUCCCUACACACUAUUCGUGAACUACCCGCGAAUUACGCAUCGUGCAUCACGAAUCGCGAAUACAUGCAUAGUCUGUAGCCAGCUUUAGAAGUCUGAAUUAUAUAAAAUGUUUUUCUUUCACUUUGUGUCGCAGCAAAACAAUACAGGUUAUCACGGUUCGUUACUGGGCAGGUACUGUAGGUUAAGGGCUCUCCUUGAUCGGCACAUCAUGGAGACGUCGCCAAUGAUACAUCCAUGGUGACUUCUGGAACCGAAGUCGCCAGAUGGAGUUUCAUCCUGCUGCUAUACGCUCUCGCAGUGGUCGAUUCCGGUAAUAGAUGGUGCUUUGCGCUUCGAUAGAGCGAUGGCACAAUUGACACUUUGAAAUGCAUUGCCUAUCAACGUACACCAUUGGUGAUUCUGUUGGUUUCUCAGAGCCGUGUAGAUACGUUUUCAAAUUAGCGACAUAGCCAAGGCGGUUCGGUGAGGGAGGGCUCUGAAGUUAGUAUUUUCUUGCAUUAGCAAAUGUAACUAUGUAUGUGAUGCAAAUGAUGAGGACAACUGACAUAUUGAUGAGUGAUCAGCGAUUUUGGUCAAAAGCCACAAUUCAUCAUAUCUCUGUGUGGUUAAGCUUGGAAAUGUCCGACCCACCCGGCCAAAUAUUAAUUUUAUUUUGAAAUCAUCGCAUACUUUGCUUUUGUGUUCGUAGAUGAUCUAUUGUAGUGACUUUUAUGGGUGCAAUGCAUCAGUCACAGUGCUGUUUCUCAUUCAGCAAGACUGCCAAAAAUACAUUUCAAAUGUACGUUGUGGUCUUCAUGAGUAUUUGAAUUUACUCCAAAAACUUACUGAUUCUUUAGAUUUUAAGGGUGUUUCAGAAGUAAAAAUCGAUCUUGCAUGACUGUGUGUCUGUUAACAGUGAAUUUGUAGUAAUAAGUAAAAACAAAGUUUCAUUUGAAUGGAAGACACUGCUGAAUUGAUCGCUUAUGUAUAUAACUACGCAAACCUGCAAACAGGUUUUGAUAAAUUGAUGUAAAAAUAUACUAAACAAAUGUAAAUAGUAUCUUUCAAAGAUCUUGAUCUAAAAAGCCUAUCCAUAAAAUUUUCUCUAUUAGGUAGUUAAAGAGUAGGUUUUAUUGAUAAGUUUUAAUAUAUUUUUUUGUAAAUAUAUAAUAGGAUAGUAUUCCAAUUUUGUAGGAACAGUUUGAUAAUUAUCUUCUUAUAAACGUGGAAUAAUCUCUGGUCAAGUCUUGAGCUACAAGUUUGUAUUGUAUUUAUUUUAGGAUAUUUCUUAGUCAUCAUAUGGCGAUAGUGUAUCCACACCUUGAGCUAUAUUUACGUGAUUAUUAUUUCUUGGGUCGGUUUUGUGUCCAAUUACAUAUGUUGAAUAAAUGUAUGAAAUAAA
Molecule: messenger RNA, 2950 nt
Organism: Acanthoscelides obtectus
Lineage: Eukaryota; Metazoa; Arthropoda; Insecta; Coleoptera; Chrysomelidae
Source: the annotation of a GenBank genome assembly